GAUAGGAACUGGAGUUACUGUUAACGGUACAGGAAGAACACAUUCUCAGAGGAGAGCGGGUGGUGGGAAACUGAUUUUCAUAGAGUUUUCAGUUUCCUCUCAAAUGGGAGGAUGCAGCAGCGCCGCUGCUUAACUGAACGUCUCGACAGUUUGACGGGGCAGCCCUCAGCCUUCCGGAGCAGCAGUGGGACUGACCUGUCCAAUGAGGAAGGAACACCGAACCAGAUGGACUGGCCUUUGGGGAUGGAAAAACCCCAGUUUACGCUCAGUUCUUCUCUCAGCUAACUUUUGUGGAGCCCUGUUCCCAAAUUGGCCCGGGCCAGAGCACCGUGGAAGGGUAUUUGUUGUAAAUGGAAGGUUUCCAGGCCCUCCUGGAAAUCCUGAAGCGUGAGACCUGCGGUGAGCUCAGGAGUCUGCGUUUGUGGGUGACCGAGGGGGCCUCCCCUCCCUGCAGAGUCCACACUGUGGAGAGCAUCAGGAGGGGAAAGGCCUGCGUCUUGUGCUUGGCGAGCUCAUCAUCUAGUGAGGAAGGCAUGUGUGAAUCUCGGGAACAGGCAGCGCUGAGCCGUUGUGGACUAGCGGUGCAGGCAAGGGGUUGUUUCUGACCAAGGGCAGUGAGAAGGUUUCCCACAGAGACUGACGUCUGGAUUGAGCUUUGAAGAGGAAAGCCAGGACUGGAGCAGAUGAGGAGGGAGGCGUUUGACCAGAUAUACCAUCUGGCAUCUCCAGCCUCCCCUCCAAACUACAUGUAUAAUCCUAUCAAGACAUUAAAGACCAAUACGAUUGGGACAUUAAACAUGUUGGGGCUGGCAAAACGAGUCGGCGCCCGUCUGCUCCUGGCCUCCACAUCGGAGGUGUAUGGAGAUCCUGAAGUCCACCCUCAAAGUGAGGAUUACUGGGGCCACGUGAAUCCAAUAGGACCUCGGGCCUGCUAUGAUGAAGGCAAACGUGUCGCAGAGACCAUGUGCUAUGCCUACAUGAAGCAGGAAGGCGUGGAAGUACGAGUGGCCAGAAUCUUCAACACCUUUGGUCCGCGCAUGCACAUGAAUGAUGGGCGGGUGGUCAGCAACUUCAUCCUGCAGGCGCUCCAGGGGGAGCCGCUCACGGUAUACGGAUCCGGGUCUCAGACAAGGGCGUUCCAGUACGUCAGUGAUCUGGUGAAUGGCCUCGUGGCUCUCAUGAACAGCAACGUCAGCAGCCCAGUCAACCUGGGGAACCCAGAAGAACACACAAUCCUAGAAUUUGCUCAGUUAAUUAAAAACCUUGUUGGUAGCGGAAGUGAAAUUCAGUUUCUCUCCGAAGCCCAGGAUGACCCACAGAAAAGAAAACCAGACAUCAAAAAAGCGAAGCUGAUGCUGGGGUGGGAGCCCGUGGUCCCGCUAGAGGAAGGUUUAAACAAAGCAAUUCACUACUUCCGUAAAGAACUCGAGUACCAGGCAAAUAAUCAGUACAUCCCCAAACCAAAGCCUGCCAGAAUAAAGAAAGGACGGACUCGCCACAACUGAACUCCUCACUUUUAGGACACAAGACUACCAUUGUACACUUGAUGGGAUGUAUUUUUGGCUUUUUUUGUUGUUGUUUAAAGAAAGACUUUAACAGGUGUCAUGAACAACAAACUGGAAUUUCAUUCUGAAGCUUGCUUUAAUGAAAUGGAUGUGCCUAAAAGCUCCCCUCAAAAAACUGCAGAUUUUGCCUUGCACUUUUUGAAUCUCUCUUUUUAUGUAAAAUAGCGUAGAUGCAUCUCUGCAUAUUUUCAAGUUUUUUAUCUUGCUGUGAGAGCAUAUGUUGUGACUGUCGUUGACAGUUUUAUUUACUGGUUUCUUUGUGAAGCUGAAAAGGAACAUUAAACGGGACGAAAAAUGCCGAUUUUAUUUAUAAAAGUGGGUACUUAAUAAAUGAGUCGUUACACUAUGCAUAAAGAAAAAUCCUAGCAGUACUGUCAGGUGGGUGGUGCACCGGCAUUGACUUUAGGGCAGAUAAAAGAAUUCUGUGUGAGAGCUUUAUGUUUCUCUUUUCAUUCAGAGUUUUUCCAAGGUCUACUUUUGAGUUGCAAACUUAAGACUUUGAAAUAUUCCUGUUGGUCAUGAUCAAGGAUAUUUGAAAUCACUACUGUGUUUUGCUGCGUAUCUGGGGCGGGGGCGGGUUGAGGGGGACAAAGUUAACAUAUUCUUGGUUAACCAUGGGUAAAUAUGCUAUUUUAAUAAAAUAUGGAAACUUACCAGUCAUGGA
Messenger RNA from Mandrillus leucophaeus (drill), 2229 nucleotides. RefSeq names its product UDP-glucuronate decarboxylase 1 (gene UXS1). The coding region runs from base 684 to 1505 and encodes 273 amino acids. Gene Ontology annotation, molecular function: UDP-glucuronate decarboxylase activity; NAD+ binding. The transcript has 10 exons. Gene Ontology annotation, cellular component: cytoplasm. The record is from RefSeq and is a predicted model, not a curated record. Gene Ontology annotation, biological process: D-xylose metabolic process. Lineage: Eukaryota; Metazoa; Chordata; Mammalia; Primates; Cercopithecidae.